CGUUCUGGCGUUAGUAGUAGCUCUCUCGAGGGUUCGGUGCGUCCUCUGCAUUUGGCGGGCCUCACACUCAACAAAAGCAAAAAUAUCCAAUAAAAAAGUCCACACCAGAGCCUUGAAUCAACAUCUAAACAAAUUGGCGAACCACCGUAUGAACCGUGAAAGCCAAAUAAAAGCCUCAACUGCGUAUUUCAAUCGGAGUGUGUGACGUAAAGGUGCCUGGGUGAAUAGUGAUAAAAUAAUGCCUGGUACAAAUCGCUUAGUGUAAACACGUCGUCCUCAAUCCAUCUCUGUCUCACUGACUGUCAUUGGGGGGAAAAUUAUUUGUACUGUGAUUGGUGCGCACGAGGUACUGCGCAGGGAAAUUUUGAACGGGAGACACAAGCAACAGUACAUCGGUGGUUGGAGAAGGGAAACGGAGAGGAGACGAUACCAAGGAGGCCAAGAAUUAUUCCCAAAGUUUCGAUCGGCCAUAUUGGGGUUACUUCGUUGACUCUUACACAACGCCCUCACACGUACGAACGAGUGUCUACUGAUAAUUCAGCAUUGGAGUUGUGAAGAUUGAUGGUUUCACGAUGUCGGCCAACGUAACGACGAUAAAGCUUGAAGAAGGGCAGGAGUCGGUAACGGAGAUACAGACUUACCUGGAGACGUUUAAUAAAGAAAUCGAGGGUGGCCAGGGUGAGCAGUUGCAGCAUGUGCAGCUUCAGCAGGUUGAAGGUCUCUCUGGUGGAGAGGAAGGUGGUACGUACUUCGUUGAUCAAUCGGGGCAGUACUAUUAUCAAGCCAGCAGUGACGAUGCACCGGUUAUGACCCAAGUGCAGAUCCAAGAAGUUGAGGAGGAGGGACAGCCCGAUGAUGCCCACGAGGAGCAGUACCACGAGGUUGAAGAGCUUGAAAAUGUGGAGGCCGAGGAGGAUGGACAAGUGUCCACCAAUGGAAAUGUCGUGUUGAAUUCAGCAGAUGCUUAUCAAACGGUGACAAUUGUUCCCUCGGACACAAAUCCUGGAGAAGUCAGCUACGUCCUUAUUGUACAGCAACCAGAUGGUGAGGAGAAGGAGCGGGUCGAGGGUGAGGGGGUCGAGGGUGAAGAGGGUGAGCAAGAUCUCACUGUUUACGAUUUUGAGGACAACGAGGACAACGAUGGGGCACAAACUGAGUAUGAGGCUGACGAUGACAAAACCAAAAUCGUCAAAUAUCUCCCCAAGAAAUCACAGACCGUCACCCAGGCGCACAUGUGCAAUUACUGCAACUACACGAGUCCCAAGCGUUAUCUUCUCUCGAGACACAUGAAGUCACACUCUGAGGAAAGACCUCACAAGUGCAGUGUCUGUGAGAGGGGCUUCAAAACACUUGCUUCAUUGCAGAAUCACGUCAACACUCAUACUGGAACAAAACCACAUCACUGCAAAUUCUGCGACAGUGCGUUCACCACGUCAGGGGAACUGGUGCGACACGUGAGGUACAGACACACCCAUGAGAAACCGCACAAGUGUCACGAGUGUGAUUAUGCAUCUGUGGAGCUGUCGAAGCUGAAGAGACACAUAAGGUGUCACACGGGAGAGCGUCCGUAUCAAUGUCCUCAUUGUACAUACGCCAGUCCCGAUACAUUCAAAUUAAAACGACAUUUGCGUAUUCAUACUGGUGAAAAACCGUACGAGUGUGACAUUUGUCAGGCGAGAUUUACGCAAUCCAACAGUUUGAAGGCUCACAAACUCGUGCAUAAUGUUGGAGACAAACCGGUAUUCCAGUGCGAGUUGUGUCCAACGACCUGCGGCAGAAAAACAGAUCUCAGGAUUCACGUACAAAAAUUGCAUACCUCUGAUAAGCCAUUGAAAUGCAAACGCUGUGGCAAGACAUUCCCAGACCGGUACAGCUACAAGUUGCACAGUAAAACACACGAGGGUGAAAAAUGUUACAAAUGCGAUCUCUGCCCUUACGCAUCUAUUUCCGCUAGACAUUUGGAGAGUCACAUGUUAAUUCACACUGAUCAAAAGCCCUACCAGUGUGAUCAUUGUUAUCAGUCAUUCAGACAGAAGCAGCUGCUGAAGCGUCACUGCAAUCUCUACCACAAUCCGUCGUAUGUACCACCACCGCCCCAGGAAAAGACCCAUCAGUGUCCGGAGUGUGAGCGUGCAUUCAGGCAUAAGGGCAAUUUGAUCAGGCACAUGGCGGUUCACGAUCCUGAGUCGUCCCUACAGGAGAAACAGCAGGCGUUGAAGAUUGGCAGGCAGAAGAAAAUACAGAUCAUCGAUGGCCAGAGGGUCGAAGUCAUGACUGGUGAUUUAGCUUCUAAACUUAAAGGUUACGAUGACGACGAAGAAGAGGAGGAAGAGGAGGAUAUGAUGGCAGUGGAGGGAAGUGAUGGACAACAGUACGUUGUUCUGGAAGUCAUUCAGUUGGCUGAUAAUCAAAGCACAGAUCAGAUGGCUGUUGUAGCCAGUGAAGAUGGCGAUUUGAUGAUGCAGGAUCCACUGAGCUCCGAAGCUGGCAUAGUAGAAUCAUUAGAGAAUGGUGAAGACGAGGAGGAGGAGGAGGAGGAGGAGAUGAACUUGGAGGAGAUCAAGCAGGCAAUUGCAGCUCGUAAAGUUGUCCACCAGAAAGUCCACAAUGAAUCGAAAAUAAGUAAAGACAUGGAGAAUUGCUUUGGCUUUGAUGAGGAGGAGGAGGAGGAGGAGGAAGAAACGGGUACAGAGAUUCGCCUCUUGGAGUCCCUCUCGUAAUGAUCAGCAUUCAACUAAAUGGGCGUAAUGUACCUACUUAAUAGUCAACACAUUUGUCUUUUAAUCGACAGAACGAGAAGCUCAUGUUAACAGUGAGAGCCACACGUACAUUGAUUGUCGGGACUGUGGGAUUAAACAGUGUAAAUUAGGAAACUGUAAUAAUUUAUGGAUCUUAUUGUGUUUAGUCGUGACCAUUGAGGUUGGUAGUUUUUAAGAGAGAUAAAUGGUAUAGGAUUCAUCUGGAAAAGCAGUGGUAAACAAUCACAUCAACUUUAAAAACAAAUUCUUUCUUUUACGUAUUUUACUCAUCACGAGUUUUUCAUUCGCAUAACAAUGCAUCUACAGAUGCAUGAACGACAAGUGCGUGAAUUGGCAGAUAUCUGCCUUGUAAAUAAUUUUUUUUUCCCUGCAUUAUUCUGUAUUUGAUAAGAUUAGAGAAUUAUACUAAGGGUUUAGCUUAAUUAAUCAGAGAAUGUACUCUGUAUUGAGUGGAUUAUUCCAUCCACGGUGUCAGGAUGAAAGGUUAAUAAUUUUCAUUGAAAGAAAUACACGAUUCCACAGACAUGACCAAAAGUUCUAGCGUUUAUUGGUAUCUCUUACUGUACCAAAAUUUAUCCAUUAUUCGCUUGAACCUCGAUGUGUUGAGGAGUAAUUAUUUUUCCAUAAUCUUUUUCUCCGGGUUCUAUUCAUGUCAACGUGAAUCUUGUUCAGUUUUAGCUUAGGUUUCAUUGAGAUCAACGUUUGACGUUUUUUUUUCCAUCAUUAUUGACUAUUAUCGUUGAAAAAAAUAAAUCACAUAUGAAUCAAUUCAGUAAUAUAGAUGAAUUCAAUGCUGUCUGGUGUAAUCGUAUAGUUGGAGUCCACAAUUUAUUGGUGAAUCGUCGUGGCAGAGUUAAAAGGGCACAAGUGCGAUACCCGUAAUUAUGCCCUUUCAUCUCUGUAAUGAUGAAAUAUAAAUAUAUAUGAUAUAUAUAGAUAUUCAAAUACUGAGAUGAUUGAGUUUAAAAAUAAUCACUUGGCGAAUGAUUUUCAUAAUAAAAUUGUUGCUCUUCACUUGAUUCGUAGAUGUGAAGAAUCAAAGUAAUGGAAAUUUGUUCUCUGAGUGUAUAAAUUAAAUCCCAAGAGCGCAUACAAAAACCACAUCGUUAAAGAGCUCUUUAAAAUUCAAAUUUCAAACGACGUAAAGUGGAAUCACCUAUGUACAAUUUUUUUACACAACAAAAAAAAAAUCUAUUGUACAAUUGUAAUUUAGAAAUUUGAUCGGCACUGUUACAUGCUGUCAAUAAUAAUAAUCAUAAGU
This is a messenger RNA of Fopius arisanus, 4020 nucleotides long. Its product is annotated as transcriptional repressor CTCF-like. The transcript is spliced from 8 exons. The coding region runs from base 573 to 2720 and encodes 715 amino acids. Gene Ontology annotation, biological process: regulation of DNA-templated transcription. Gene Ontology annotation, molecular function: DNA-binding transcription factor activity, RNA polymerase II-specific; RNA polymerase II cis-regulatory region sequence-specific DNA binding. The record is from RefSeq and is a predicted model, not a curated record. Lineage: Eukaryota; Metazoa; Arthropoda; Insecta; Hymenoptera; Braconidae.